AUGCCUGCCACUGAUGCAGGCUUUGGAGUGGAGGAGAGGAUCUUUGCCCUGGAGGAAGCCCAGAAACAGAUUCAGGAGAAGGCUGAGGUUGCCCUGGCCAUGUCAGAAAAGUUGAAGAACACGGACCACUUCUCGCAGCUUUGGGCCCUCCGUGAUGAAAUGGACGCCCGAUUGACUGAGAUAAAGCAAGUCGCGCUGUCAGUCACACCUCUGCAGGCCAUGUUCAAGAACCAGAGCAAGGAGUUUGAGGCCAUGAAGGAGAGCAUAGUGGCCGGCCUGAGCUCCAGCUCAGCACUGGCUGAUAACGUGGCUGGGCUGACCAAUGCUGUGGCCAGUGCACGCUCCAAAGUUGACAAGCAGGUUGCAUCAGUGAAGGCCCUUAAUGCACAGUUAAAGGGCCAAGCCUCAGACCUGAAUGAGCUGAAAGAGUCAAUUCACCUUCAUAAUGCUGCAGUUCAUACAAACAACCAGGAGAUGGCUGCAAUAAAGGAGCUUGUCAAGGCUAAGCAGGCCAUGCAUGCCCAGGCAUUAGAGGAGAUGCUCAAUUCAGUGCAGGUGACUCUGGAUGAGCAGUUUUCCACUUCACAGAACCUCCGCAGCAGCGUCAUGACUAAGCUGCGAGCUUUACACUCCCAGCUGGCCAAUGCUCCUUCUUCGUCAAUGGAACCUGUGUCAAAUGAGGGAGGCCCAGCAGCAGAGGAGCCCAUCUCCACCACAGCACAGGAUGCCAAUGAGGUGCAGGAGCAGCUAGACGAUGUUGAGGAAGAGGAUGAGCAAGAUGAUGCUGAAGAUGAAGCAGGAGAGGAGGCAGAGAAGGAGGAGGCAAUGCAGGAAGAACAGCUAGCGGAACGGAUGCAGUGA
Centropristis striata (black sea bass) is the source of this 861-nucleotide messenger RNA. RefSeq lists its product as uncharacterized. The transcript is spliced from 5 exons. The record is from RefSeq and is a predicted model, not a curated record. Lineage: Eukaryota; Metazoa; Chordata; Actinopteri; Perciformes; Serranidae. Bases 1 to 861 code for a protein of 286 amino acids.